Molecule: messenger RNA, 1422 nt
Organism: Eublepharis macularius
Lineage: Eukaryota; Metazoa; Chordata; Lepidosauria; Squamata; Eublepharidae
Product: kelch-like protein 3
Exons: 1
Coding region: 1-1422 (473 amino acids)
Molecular function (GO): protein binding
Source: RefSeq, a predicted model, not a curated record
AUGCAGAACUGCUUUCUGAUGUACUCUUUGGCUCGAGCUCAUAAAAGCCAGCCCUUGCUUCGUGCCAUGGUGAAACUCCUCACCCAAAACUUUGAGAAGCUCUUUGAGCAUCAGGGCUUCCUCCAGUUGGACCUCAGUACACUUGUGGCCCUGAUAUCUUCCAACGACCUUGCCGUUUCUUCUGAGCUUAAAGUCUACCAGGCUGUGCGGCGCUGGGUGAGCUUCCAGCCUGGCAAGCGCAGUCUGCACCUCGGCGAACUGAUGCACCAUGUCCGAUUUCCCUUCUUCAGUGCCAAAGAGCAGAUGGAAGUCCAGAGAGACUCGGAGAAAUGGGGCGAUCUUCAGCUCAAAUGCAAGCAGCUGGGUGGCCAGGAGAGGUUGCGUGAAGCAGGCAGGCUACGUCAGGGGAUGUGCAAGCCACACAUCCUGUUAAUUGAUAACCAGAUGUGUGAGUACCAAGAUACUGAAAGUGAAGAUGCCUACAUGGCCUGCUUUGACCCUCAAGCUGAAACAUGGGAAAGGCUCCCGGGCUUGCAAUGCUUGACACAUGCUUGCUGUGCAUCGGACAGCAACAAGAUCUACAUUUCUGGAGGGGUCUGCAGAAAUUCUUAUUCAUCUGCUGUGUAUGAGUUUGAUUCCUUCAGAUGCCAGUGGGUGGAACUCCCGUCCAUGGCCACCCCCCGGUCUGCACAUGGUUUCCUCUUCUACAACCGGAGGCUCUUUGCCGUGGGAGGCUGGUGCCAAUUCCAAAGUUUUCUCGACUCGGCCGAGAGCUUCGAUCUCGAGACAGGCAAGUGGAAUGCGAUCGACAAACUUCCAUUUGCUCUGAGCCACCCAGCAUCGAGCGUGUUCCGGAACAAAUUGUACUUCCUGGGCGGAGCAACAGGCAUUGCAAGGAACUGGGUGUUUCACAGAGGGAUUCUGGUUUACGAGACCGCCUCUGGUGCUUGGACUCAGGUGCCUCUUUCUUCCGGGUUCCUCGCUGCUGGGGCAGUGGCCGUGGACAAUGGAAUUUAUGUCAUUGGGGGAUUCUCUGAGAGGAAACCUCGGGACUCAGUCGAAGUGACUUUGGUCUCUGAGAACCGUCUCACUACUCGGAAGUGUCUCCUUGUCAAUGAGGCUGGCCAAGUGAAUCACCAGGUGAGCCUCCCAAAACUACCCCGAGCGGUAGCCAAUGCAGGUGUAGUCUGCUGCAACAAUCGGAUCUAUGUCUUGGGUGGGGAAGAUUUAGCGCAGCGCUACAAAUCCAUUUAUCACUGGGAACCUGGUGAACCCCAUUGGCAUCGAUGCGGAAUAGAUAUUCCGGUCCCCCGUGGAGGCAUAAGCAGGUUUGGGUGUGCCAUUUUGAUGAGACCCAAACCCCACAUUCUUCAGCUUUUCCAAAAAACAUCACGUGUUCUUCUGGCAGCAGUCUGCAAGUAG